This is a messenger RNA of Bursaphelenchus xylophilus (pine wood nematode), 3813 nucleotides long. Lineage: Eukaryota; Metazoa; Nematoda; Chromadorea; Rhabditida; Aphelenchoididae. The record is from the annotation of a GenBank genome assembly.
AUGGACCGCGAACACGCCGAGCCCGAGUUUCAGACCGACCUGGAAGCAAGUCAGGAUUUGCAGGAGGUCGCGCAAUGCGAACCUCUCCCAUUGCAAAGGUAUUUCACGGAUGGGGCGCUUGUGCUCGCAAUGGCCGGAGGGCUGGAGCUGUUUUGCCGCAUCUACGGCCCAUAUGAGCGAGGGUUUUUCUGCGAUGACGAGAGUAUUCGAUACGCGUAUAAGGAGAAUACUAUCAGCUGGUUCACAUUGGCAAUCUUUGUAACACUACCGAAUAUUUUGCUGGUGAGUUUUGAGGGAUUCUGGGAUUAUUUGGGGAUCCCAAUUUGAUUCCACGUUUUUUAAAAUAAAAAAAAACUGUCUUUUAAACAAUUUUUAGAAAAAGUAAAGUGCUCCAUGUGCGAAAAACGACAAUUUCCAAUAUUUGUUUUCAGAUUUGUGCCGUUGAAAGCUUCAGAAUGCACCGAAGUGGCACUGUCCACGAAUUCUAUUCUACGUACGAGAAUGGCAGGUCCCAUUCAGCGAGAUUGUUGAUUCGACUAGCCAUUUUUCAUGGUAAGUUCAAAAACAUCUAAGUUUAUGUGUGCAAAUAUUACAAUUUUAAAUAUAAAAAAAAUUUGCAAACACAGUGGAAAACCAGUUCAAUGCCUCUCACAUAGCGAGAAAAUCAAAAAAAAAUCUCGUUUCCAUUUCCCCUUACGUCGUCUCGCUAAAAUCUCUCUCGUUUUGAAGCGCUUUCGAAACGCGGCUCAGUGGUCUAGUGGUAUGAUUCUCGCUUUGGGUGCGAGAGGCCCCGGUUUCGAUCACCGGCUGAGCCCAAACUUUUUUUUUGAUUUUUACAUUGGACAUGUUGAAAAAUACAUUGUUUACGGUGACAAGAUAGCAUUUAGGACCUUCUCACAAGGGAUCGGCAAAUAGUUGCACCCUGCUUUCUUAACGAAACAUAUACCGUUUGAAAGAGCAUUAAAAAUAGUGUACAACACAAGAAAAAUUAGCUGCCCAAUUUAUGUUUGGGCAACGUUAUGGCCGUUUUAUGAUAGGGGUUAUAUGCGGCCAAAACGCCGGUUUCUCAUAUUAGAGUAAUCCUGACGGAUUGCAAUUGUCUCCAUUGUCUUACUAGUAUCCCGAAACGUCUAUCACGGUCGUUUCAUGGCUUUAUCAAUCGUUGGCUAUGAGUUAUUAGACAUUAUAAUGUCGCAUUACUGCCAUUUACAAAAAAUUGUAAAUAAAACUAGGUUAAUGGGAAAACUGGAGCAAAAAACUUUGGAAAUACAUUUGUAUGAUCGUCGUGGCCAUUUACAAACAAAAAUCUCAAAAUCAAAAAUUUCUUAUGUCCUAGCCUUACCGACGGUUAGGCCACUGUGUCAGCAAUAGUGUUUUAGCCGCUUUUGUAAUUUUCUCUUCGUAUUUUUUUGGAAAAAAUUAUAUUUAUAGGCCCUUGUAAAUUGAAUUAUCGUCCAGUAAUCAUAAUCAAUCAGGCUAAAAGCAUGACACCCUUGUAAUUAUACGAUAGGCAUCCCCACUCUCAUCACCAUCAAAUUUGUGGUGAUUGCAAAAAAAACCGAAAACUCGAAAAAAUCCAGUAAAAAUGUAUUUUGACUGCGAAGGAACAAAAAUUAUUUAAAAAUAUCAACAUACCAUGGUUUUGUGGCAUAUAAGAGACGAAAUGCAAAAGACAUUGCAGAGCCCGGAUUCGAAACCAGGACCUGUUUCGCCGGAAGUGGGGUCACUACCACUCGGCCAACUAGACACAGCUCUGUCGUCGUUCCAAGAGCUUAUAAAUUGCCGCGGAAAUUAGGCUAAAAUACGUAUUUUAGCCAUAACUUUGCCCAAACAUAUAUUGGGCAGCUAAUUUUUUUUGCGCUGUGCACUAUUUUUAAUGCUCUUUUAAAUGAUAUAGGUUUCGUUAAGAAAGCAGGGUGCAACUAUUUGCCGAUCCCUUGUCAGUCAUUUUUUUGGGCCUGAACUCAGGAAAAAUGGGUGGAUUUGUUCAUUUUUUAAAGUUUUUUGCCCUUUUCCCCCUUUUUUCCUCUAAAAAAACUAAAAACCAUAUUUUAUCCUUGUUUCAGGCUACUACAUCUGUUGUAUCGCAGUGAUUUUCACUCUCACUUCCGCCACAAAAUAUCCAGUUGGCCGGCUACGUCCGCAUUUUAUGGACAUUUGCCGGCCAAACGUUGGUUAUGACACCUGCAAUACGACUUCUGAAAUUAUUGACUAUUAUUGCACAACUGGAUGGAAUGCCGCCAUUCUGGAGGCCCGUCUCUCUUUCUUCAGUGGGCAUACCAGUUUGUCCAUUGGGAGUGCAACUUUUGCUGUGGUACGUUAUAAAAUAUUAGUUGUUUUGCGGGAAAGUGAAGUGCUCCAAGUGCGACGCUUAGAGCUUAAUGAAAUACGGCAAAAAAUACAUUAUUUCAGAUCUACCUCCAAGACAGACUGUACGGUCUACUCCAUAGUCGAGUAUUCGUCCCGAUCUGUCAAACUCUCUACUUUUCCUUGGCCCUUUAUAUAAGUUAUACUCGGAUAUUCGACCAUUUCCAUCAUUGGUCCGACGUUCUUGUGGGAUGUGUUGUUGGAAUCGUUGUAAUGGCGGUCUUGGUGAGUUUAUUUUUUUAGCAUGCUUAUCAGUCUUUCUGAAAAAUAAUGAGCACUCUGUAGCAUCGAAAAUCGCAUCGCCGCUGAGAAAAAUGAGCUCGUUGUAGAGAGGUUUUUCUACUAGUCGCGACAUAAAGUCCUGACACAUUUUCACAGUGCAUUUUGUUUUUCUUUCGGACCCGUCGCGGCAAUUCCUCGUUUUUGCACUAGCGACAUGCACUUUCGCGCGAACUUGCCACUUUUCUCGCGCGACACCCGCGACAAAAUGUGUCAGGACUUUAUGUCGCGACUAGUAUAACGAUUUAUGAUUUCUUUAUUCUAAAAUUUUGAAUUUUUUUUGUAAAAAAUCAAAAAAAUUGUCGCGCAAGAUUUUACGAGCGACUGAAAUCAACCCCGCAGGGCUUCAGAAUCUCGGGUUUUCUCAUGCCUUUCAAUUUUGCAUUUAUGUACAGCCGAAUGGAAGUAUUCCGCACGAGGGCGCGGACUUCUCCGGUGUAAGGAAAUGCGUGCGGCGCCGAACUCGGGUCCGUUCGAGUAAAAAGCGCGCUCUUUAGCCACUCCACUAUUUCGACACGCGGAGCGGAGUGGGCAGGAAAGGAUGGGAAUUGAAAGGGGAAUGGGGUUGGAGGACAUGGUUAAUAUGUGCAGUACUGCAAUUGCGACACUGAAACGUGACAAAAAUUUUGAAUAAUUUUUUUCUAACAUAUUUCCGGGAGUCCCAGCUCGCAAUUUACGCAAACGACCAAGAUUUUUUGGGCGAAUGUCUGAAAAAAUGAGAUACUUUUUUGGCGAACUUCGGUACGAAAAGUUUUAUACGUAUUUCCACCGCAGAGAGUAACAUUUCCACAAAAAAUCAAUUUUUUCCGCACAAAAAUAGGAAAGAUACGGCCAAAAAAUCCUCUCCUCUCUGACCAGUCCGCUUUUGCGCACUCUCUCCGCCGUAAAGACCGUUGAAUAUCUCAGCUUGUCCUGAAAAGCUCGAGCUACUAAUAAUUUUAACUUUAGGGCAAAAAGCUUGAUGUUACAUACAGCAUCAUGAUAAUAAUAAUCCAUUUUUUCCAGUGCCAUUACUUUGUCGGUUUGAAGCCUCAAUUCAAGCCCAAUCCGCAUGAAAAAAUCUACCUGCUCAGCCACCACGGAACUGCCAACGACAUUUCCACGUUGACCAUUACCGCUAGUGACCUUCGACCGAAUUAUGGGUCUGCCACUGUAAAUACUGUGUAA